CUGGAACAUUUCUUUUGUCAGAAAACUCCCGUCAAGCCUGCUUUGAAAUCAUCAACAGGUUUGAAUAAGCCCCCAUCGUCGUCUUCAAGUGACUCAGAUUCAGAUGAAAAGACUCAAAACAAGAUAACGCCUGCGAAGACGAUAGCAAAGCCCAUUACUCCUGCUUCUGCCAAAAGACCAGCUUCAUCAUCGAGCAGUUCGAGCUCUGAGGAUGAGUCCACAACCAAGAAAAUCACUGCUAAAUCAAAAUCUCUCCCAGUAACUCCGGCUACCAGGAAAGCGGGGUCGAGUGAUUCAGAUUCUGAUGCGGAUAAAAAAGCGAAAGAAAAAAAUGCCGACAAAGAAGAUGUGGAAAAUGAUAAAAAGCCUAAUGGCACUCCAAAGAGCUUCCCAAGAAAAUCCAACGAACCAUUUCGACGCGUUACGAUCACAAAGGAGUCUCUAAAAGACAAAUUCAAGGAUAACUCUUAUGACCCCUCUUUUGAUCAUUGGGGUGCGAAGGCGCACGAGGCGCUAAGCAAGGUACAAGGAAAAGGUUUUCGACAUGAGAAGACGAAAAAGAAGAAGGGAAGUUAUGGCGGAGGACCAAUAAGCACUUCUGUGAACUCGAUAAAAUUUUCGGACAGUGACUGA
Molecule: messenger RNA, 633 nt
Organism: Strongylus vulgaris
Lineage: Eukaryota; Metazoa; Nematoda; Chromadorea; Rhabditida; Strongylidae
Source: the annotation of a GenBank genome assembly